AUGAGACUCCAGAGCUCCCUCCUCCUGGUAGUCCUCCUGGUUUUGGAGACUCAGCGGCAUGUUGCCUUGUGUAAGAAGAAGGGAGACAAGUUGGGGGGCUGCCCACCAGACGACGGGCCCUGCCACCAGCUGAUUCCCAAUCAGUGCUCGAACGACCACCAGUGCCCCAAUUCUUGGAAGUGCUGCUCCCGAGCCUGCUACCUCCAGUGUGUCCCUAGAGUCUUUGUAAAGCUGGGCAAAUGCCCCGUGGAUCAACUCCGCUGCCUCAGUCCCAAGAAGCAUCUGUGUAACAAAGACUUGGACUGCUCAGGCAACAAGCGGUGCUGUGUCAGCGCCUGUGGCCGGGACUGCCGAGACCCCAGCAAAGGUGCCAUUUCCCCUUCCCCUCCCACUCAGCUCUGGGACGUCCUUCCAGGCUCUGACUUUGAAAGAUGCUCCCAGCUGUUAGGCCCCCAUCCAUCCCAGGCAAGAAUAGAAACCACCGCCUCCGGCCGCCUGCGGCCUCCCUCCCUUCCCCCGGCAGCGAUCGAUGCGGCCUCAGCCGCGGGGGACGGGAACACAGGAAAGGAGGGGGCCGCGGGGCCUCCGCAGUAG
Molecule: messenger RNA, 594 nt
Organism: Arvicanthis niloticus (Nile rat)
Lineage: Eukaryota; Metazoa; Chordata; Mammalia; Rodentia; Muridae
Source: RefSeq, a predicted model, not a curated record